AGUGCAAACUGUCAGGAAAUGUCCAACACAAAUGGCAGUGCAAUCACAGAAUUCAUUUUACUUGGGCUCACAGAUUGCCCGGAACUCCAGCCUCUGCUUUUUGUGCUGUUUCUGGUUGUUUACCUCGUCACCCUGCUAGGCAACCUGGGCAUGAUAAUGUUAAUCAGACUGGACUCUCGCCUUCACACGCCCAUGUACUUCUUCCUCACUAACUUAGCAUUUGUGGAUUUAUGCUAUACAUCAAAUGCAACCACGCAAAUGUUGACUAAUAUCAUAUCUGAGAAGACCAUUUCCUUUGCAGGUUGCUUUACACAGUGCUACAUUUUCAUUGCCCUUCUACUCACUGAGUUUUACCUGCUGGCAGCAAUGGCCUAUGACCGCUAUGUGGCCAUAUGUGACCCUCUGCACUACAGUGUGAAAAUGUCCAGGAGAGUUUGCAUCUGCUUGGCCACAUUUCCCUAUGUCUAUGGCUUCUCAGAUGGACUCUUCCAGGCCAUCCUGACCUUCCACCUGACCUUCUGUAGAUCCAAUGUCAUCAACCACUUCUACUGUGCUGACCCGCCGCUCAUUAAGCUUUCUUGUUCUGAUACUUAUGUCAAAGAGCAUGCCAUGUUCAUAUCUGCUGGCUUCAACCUCUCCAGCUCCCUCACCAUCAUCUUGGUGUCCUAUGCCUUCAUUCUUGCUGCCAUCCUCCGGAUCAAAUCAGCAGAGGGAAGGCACAAGGCAUUCUCCACCUGUGGUUCCCAUAUGAUGGCUGUCACCCUGUUUUAUGGGACUCUCUUUUGCAUGUAUAUAAGACCACCAACAGAUAAGACUGUUGAGGAAUCUAAAAAAAUAGCUGUCUUUUACACCUUUGUGAGUCCAGUACUUAAUCCAUUGAUCUACAGUCUGAGGAAUAAAGAUGUGAAACAGGCCUUGAAGAAUGUCCUGAGAAGAAAUAUGGUCAUGACCGUGGUGAUAACUUUGUUUCCUAAUAAACAUUAACUUGAAAUCUUUGGCUCAUAUGU
Molecule: messenger RNA, 1007 nt
Organism: Nomascus leucogenys (northern white-cheeked gibbon)
Lineage: Eukaryota; Metazoa; Chordata; Mammalia; Primates; Hylobatidae
Product: olfactory receptor 5M11
Biological process (GO): sensory perception of smell; G protein-coupled receptor signaling pathway
Cellular component (GO): membrane
Molecular function (GO): G protein-coupled receptor activity; odorant binding; olfactory receptor activity
Source: RefSeq, a predicted model, not a curated record